Messenger RNA from Ilex paraguariensis (yerba mate), 2921 nucleotides. The record is from the annotation of a GenBank genome assembly. NCBI's taxonomy places the organism in Eukaryota, Viridiplantae, Streptophyta, Magnoliopsida, Aquifoliales, Aquifoliaceae.
UUUUGUUUCCCGCCCAAAUGGGGAAAAGUAUUCUACUGUACUAUGCCCAACUAGCCCAGAAGUCUUGAAAGGUAGUUCAGCUUCUGGCAUAGGAUCUUGGGACUGGAAUCUGAGUGGGCAGAAUUCUACAUACCAUGCAUUGUUUCCGAGGGCUUGGACUGUAUAUGAAGGUGAACCUGAUCCAGCACUUAGAAUAGUCUGUCGUCAGAUUUCCCCUUUUAUUCCCCAUAAUUAUAAGGAGAGCAGCUUCCCUGUUGCAGUGUUUACUUUUACGGUAGGAAAGAGGGUCUUAGGUGUUUCUUGGAUCAGUUAUUCAUGGAAACAUUACUAAGAUGUUAGUUUUGAUUCGCUCAGCUGUCUAAUUUUGGAAAGACUGCUGUAGACAUCACCUUGCUUUUCUCAUGGGCUGUAAGUUUCCUUAGUCUCACACAUAUCAGUUCCUUCAACUGAUCUUCUGGUUCAGCAUGUAACCUUGUUGGUUGUAUUCCUAUUCAUUGAAACUAGAAUCUUCAAGCGGUUAUGGCCUUUGAUAGACCAAUUGAAUUUGUAACCAUUUUUUUAAUACGUACAUUCAGAAUUCUGUUGGUGGGAUUUCUGGAUUGUCUGGUCAUCACUCCAAUUCAAAUAUGAGGUCAAACGAUGGCAUUCAUGGUGUACUUUUGCAUCACACGACUGCCAAUGGACUACCCCCAGUAACUUUUGCUAUUGCAGCAGAAGAAACAAAUGUUGUUCACGUCUCCAAGUGUCCUUGCUUCGUGAUAUCUGGAAACUGCCAGGGCCUCACAGCUAAAGACAUGUGGAAUGAAAUAAAAGAGCAUGGAUCCUUUGACCACCUCAAUUUUACGGAAAGAUCCAUGCCUUCAGAGCCGGGGACUUCUAUCGGGGCAGCCAUUGCAGCUUCUCUGACAAUUCCCUCAGGUGCAGUACAGAAUGUUACAUUUUCAUUGGCAUGGGACUGCCCAGAAGUAACCUUCCUCAACGGAAGGACUUAUCACAGGCGUUACACUAGAUUCUAUGGUACCAAUGGGGAUGCCGCUGCAAAUAUUGUACAUGAUGCCAUUUUUGAGCAUGGCCAAUGGGAGUCCCAGAUAGAUGCAUGGCAAAGACCUAUACUUGAAGACAAGAGGCUUCCUGAAUGGUACCCAAUCACGCUUUUCAAUGAGCUGUACUAUCUUAAUGCAGGGGGAACAAUUUGGACAGAUGGCUCACCUCCAUUGCAUAGUUUAUCAAUCAUUGGUGAAACAAAGUUUUCCCUCGAUAGGUCCAAUUCAAAUCUUAAAAAUAGCAUCAAUACAUCCAACGAAAAUGACACUGCUGUUGACAUUCUUGGAAGGAUGGCUUCGGUACUUCAGGAGAUUCAUACUUCAGCACCAGUAACUUCCGCUUUUGGAACAAACUUGCUGCAAAAGGGGGAGGAAAACAUUGGACAAUUCAUUUGUCUGGAAGGGAUUGAAUAUCACAUGGGUAACACCUAUGAUGUUCAUUUCUAUGCAUCUUUUUCCUUAAUCAUGCUAUUCCCAAAACUGGAACUUAGCAUCCAAAGGGACUAUGCUGCAGCAGUGAUGAUGCAUGAUCCUAGUAAGAUGAGACUUCUGCAUGAUGGAAGUCUAGUCUCAAGAAAAGUUCUUGGAGCUGUUCCACAUGAUAUUGGAAUGAAUGAUCCAUGGUUUGAAUUAAACUAUUAUAACCUUUACAACACAGAUAGGUGGAAAGAUUUGAAUCCAAAAUUUGUUCUGCAAGUUUACAGGGAUGUUGUUGCCACAGGAGACAGACAGUUUGCGCGAGCUGUUUGGCCCUCAGUUUAUAUUGCAAUGGCUUAUAUGGAACAAUUUGAUGUGGAUGGGGAUGGGAUGAUAGAAAAUGAAGGGUUCCCCGAUCAGACAUAUGAUACAUGGGCUGCCUCUGGUGUUAGUGCCUAUUGUGGGGGGCUGUGGGUGGCAGCCUUGCAGGCUGCUUCAGCUAUGGCUCGUGAAGUUGGUGACAAUGGUUCUGCAGAUUAUUUUUGGUUUAAAUUUCAGAAGGCAAAGAAGGUAUAUGAUAGGUUGUGGAAUGGUUCUUAUUUUAACUACGACAACAGUGGUAGUAGCACAAGUACAUCUAUUCAAGCUGAUCAGUUGGCUGGACAAUGGUAUGCCCGAGCAUGUAGUCUUUUACCCAUUGUCGAUGAAGAGAAAGCAAAAGUAGCACUCGAGAAGGUUUUUAGUUUCAAUGUCAUGAAGGUGAAGGAUGGGAGACUUGGCGCUUUGAAUGGGAUGCUGCCCAGUGGAGAACCUGACAUCUCGUGCAUUCAGACAAAAGAGAUAUGGGCUGGUGUUACAUAUGGGGUUGCUGCAGCUAUGAUUCAUGAAGGCAUGGUGGAAAUGGCAUUUCAAACUGCAGGUGGAGUCUAUGAAGCAGCUUGGUCCAAAGAAGGACUUGGCUACUCUUUUCAAACUCCAGAGGGUUGGAGCAUCGAUGGCAAAUACAGAUCUCUAGGUUACAUGCGGCCCUUGGCGAUAUGGGCAAUGCAAUGGGCAUUAUCGCAACCAGAACUUCCCAAGCAUGAGAUGCAACCAGAAGUAAGUGAAGAAUCUUUGUUCAGACAACAUGCGGGAUUCUUAAGAGUUGCUCGUUUACUGAAGCGUCCAGAAGAGGAAGGUUCUAGAAAUCUUUUACAGGCUAUUUAUCACCUCAUUACAAGGAUGUGGAUAUGAGAGCGCUUCUAGAAAAAUCUAGAAUUUUCAAGAUGGCCAAAUUGGUUGAUGAAUGCAUUUCAGAAAUUUUGAUUCAGCCAAAUUGCUAAACUUGUUACUAUCUUAUUUAGAACAAGAAAGUUUUUACGGUGAAGCAAUUGCUUGUGAGGUAGUUCCAGUUGUUAAAUAUUAUAUUUGGCUGAAGGAGGAAUUUACUACGAGUUAUCACAUUUUAGGGGCUUUAGUUUA